This is a messenger RNA of Cynara cardunculus var. scolymus (artichoke), 1567 nucleotides long. Its product is annotated as large ribosomal RNA subunit accumulation protein YCED homolog 1, chloroplastic. The coding region runs from base 261 to 1238 and encodes 325 amino acids. Lineage: Eukaryota; Viridiplantae; Streptophyta; Magnoliopsida; Asterales; Asteraceae. The record is from RefSeq and is a predicted model, not a curated record. The transcript has 3 exons.
AAGGCGCUCGGGUUUUACCAUCCAAUCUCCUAAACCUCUCUUCUCUGCUUCACGAAUUCCAGGAGCUGCUUCUUACAGUUGACAACAUGAUUUCUGCAUACCUCACUCUACCUCAAGUUCCUAUUUCAUAAUUUUCCAGUACACCCUUUGUCGGUUGCAUACUUCAUUCUUGGAGCUUAUCUCCUUAAUUAAUACUCUCUAGUUUUUCUUUUGAGAGGGGGCAGCAUAACUUGAGGUCUGGGAUUAUAAAUAAAGUUAAAAUGCCUCUCAUACUAUCUUCAUCCUUCGUGUCCCCUUGUUUUUAUGAAAAUAAUGUCAAGGGAGCACACGUUCUAGUCCCACAAAUAACGUUAUCACAUCCACAUCACAACUCUAUCAGUUGCAACAUUCUUCAAAAACGUUUAUUUGCUAAUAAGCACGCAUCCAUGAUUCUAAAACACAAAUCACCCUUGGAAUUUAUAACAAGAGCAUCAGUGAACUCCAACUACGAGCUCGCUGGUGAAAGCAAUAUGGAAGAUGAUUGGAGGGACCAAGAAGAUGUUGGGGCUGAUCCUAUGGAUUCACCUUGGGAAGGGGCAAUUUUGUACCAAAGAAACCCUUCAAUCUCCCACCUCGAGUAUUGUACAACCUUAGAAAGGUUGGGAUUAGGGUAUCUUUCAACUGAAGUUUCGACAUCUCGAGCCUCUUUGAUGGGAUUACGAGUCACAAAGUCAGUGAAGGAUUUUCCAUACGGAACACCUGUCUUGGUUUCCAUCGAUGUUACCAGGAAGAAGCAGAGGUUGAGGCUUGACGGGAUCAUACGCACAGUGAUAACUCUUGGAUGCAAUAGGUGUGGUGGACUGGCUGCUGAUUGUGUCUUCUCCAAUUUCUCACUGGUACUAACUGAAGAGCCAAUAGAAGAGCCUGAUAUCAUAAACAUGGGAGUCAUUUAUGGUGAAGGCAAGUUUAAUGGCUCGUCUGGAACCGUAGAACAAGAAGAAGACAAUGAUGCAUCCAUCGACUUAGAUGAUUGGCUGUAUUUCCCUCCGGAAGAGAAAGUGAUAGAUAUAUCGAAGAAUGUAAGAGACAUGGUGCACCUGGAAAUAACGAUCAACGCUCUCUGUGAUCCAAUGUGCAAAGGUUUGUGUCUCAAAUGUGGUCAAAAUCUUAAUAUUAGUAAUUGUAAUUGUAGUGAAGAGAGCUCGAAUCCGAAAAGCUAUGGGCCUCUUGGAGGUCUGAAAGAGAGAAUGCAACAGUAGCAAGGCUGAAGAUUCUUCAGUUUAGGCUAAGCCUUGGGGUCCUUCCUUGGUUCGUCGGUUUUGCUCUCUUGAGGGUUACUAGGAAUUUUCUUAGCUGAUAUCUUCAGGCCCAUGAUAUUACCGAGGUGUGAACAAGCUGACUUAGACAUCCACCGUUACCAAAACAAGAAAAAGAUUAUUCGGUUUGAUGUUUGAUAUGUAUGUUAGUAUUUUGGUAUGUUUGUAGAACCAUUGUUUUCGUGUUUAGUUAGGAUUUACGUAGUUGUUCUAGAAUGUAGAAUUGGGAUCGAUCUUGUUGUUAUGAGAAUUUUGUGAACUUUGGUUUCUAA